Salarias fasciatus (jewelled blenny) is the source of this 2643-nucleotide messenger RNA. It is a transcript of the gene p4hb, whose product is annotated as prolyl 4-hydroxylase, beta polypeptide. Gene Ontology annotation, cellular component: endoplasmic reticulum. The record is from RefSeq and is a predicted model, not a curated record. Gene Ontology annotation, molecular function: protein disulfide isomerase activity. NCBI's taxonomy places the organism in Eukaryota, Metazoa, Chordata, Actinopteri, Blenniiformes, Blenniidae. The transcript has 11 exons. Gene Ontology annotation, biological process: protein folding; response to endoplasmic reticulum stress. The coding region runs from base 191 to 1717 and encodes 508 amino acids.
GUGCCGCUGACCCUCCGGUUCCUGCGUGCGGUGCCACGUUAGUAGCGGCAGACACAAACCAGCAGCUCCGCUCCCCGACGCCCUCGAAGCAGACUCCGAGUCCUCCGCCGCUCCCCGCCCCGACACCGACACCGAGUCCCGCCGCUGCAGCUCCUCUUCUCCCGCCUGGAAGACGCUCACCGCCGCCGCUAUGCUGAAGUUUCUGCUCGUGUGCGCGCUGGCCGCGGCCAGCCGGGCUGAGAUCGCCGAGGAGGAGGACGUGCUGGUGCUGAAGAAGAGUAACUUCGAGGAGGCUCUGACGGCUCACCCCAACAUCCUGGUGGAGUUCUACGCCCCGUGGUGCGGCCACUGCAAAGCCCUGGCUCCAGAAUACGCCAAAGCGGCCGGCAUGCUGAAGGCGGAAGGCUCGGCCAUCCGUCUGGGUAAAGUGGACGCCACCGAGGAGACGGAGCUGGCCCAGGAGUUCGGCGUGCGAGGGUACCCCACCAUCAAGUUCUUCAAGGGCGGAGACAAGGAGUCUCCCAAGGAGUACUCAGCGGGCAGACAGGCCGAGGACAUCGUCACCUGGUUGAAGAAGCGCACCGGUCCCGCCGUCAUCACCCUGACCGAGGUCUCCGCCGCCGAGUCUCUGAUCGCAGACAACGAGGUUGCAAUCAUCGGCUUCUUCAAGGAUGCGGACUCAGAGGGCGCUAAAGCCUACCAGAAGGCAGCCGAAGCCGUGGACGACAUUCCCUUCGCCAUGACCUCCAGCGACGCCGUCUACUCCAAGUUCGAGGUGUCCAAGGACAGCGUGGUGCUCUUCAAGAAGUUCGACGAGGGCCGCAAUACCUUCGACGGCGAGCUGACCAAGGAGAAGCUCCUGGCUUUCGUCACGGCCAACCAGCUGCCUCUGGUCAUCGAGUUCACCGAGCAGACCGCCCCCAAGAUCUUCGGCGGCGAGAUCAAGUCCCACAUCCUCAUGUUCCUGCCCAAAACCGCCGCAGACUUCCAGGACAAGAUGGGCGAGUUCAAGAAGGCCGCCGAGGGAUUCAAGGGAAGAAUCCUCUUCAUCUUCAUCGACAGCGACAUCGACGACAACCAGCGCAUCCUGGAGUUCUUCGGCCUGAAGAAGGAGGAGUGUCCGGCCAUCCGGCUCAUCACGCUGGAGGACGAGAUGACCAAGUACAAGCCCGACUCGGACGACAUGAGCGCCGCCAGCAUCACCGCCUUCUGCACGGCCUUCGUGGACGGGAAGCUGAAGCCUCACCUCAUGAGCCAGGACAUCCCCGAGGACUGGAACAAGAACCCCGUCAAGGUUCUGGUGGGCAAGAACUUCGAGGAGGUGGCCUUCGAUCCCAAGAAGAACGUCUUCGUUGAAUUCUAUGCUCCGUGGUGCGGACACUGCAAGCAGCUGACGCCCAUCUGGGAGAAGCUGGGAGAGAAAUACAAGGACAGCGCCGACACCAUCGUGGCCAAGAUGGACUCCACGGCCAACGAGAUCGAGGCGGUCAAAGUGCACAGCUUCCCCACGCUGAAGUUCUUCCCCGCCGGAGACGACCGCAAGGUGAUCGACUACAACGGAGAGCGGACGCUGGAAGGGUUUACCAAGUUCCUGGAGAGCGGCGGACAAGACGGCGGCGCUCCAGCAGAGGACGAGGACGUCCUGGAAGAGGAUCUGGACGAUGAGGACGGGGACUCGGAUGGAGAGGACAGCGGUCCAGAGCACGACGAGUUCUGAGGAGAGAGGAGCGGAGUCCCCCCUGCCCCCCCCCCUCCCGUCACCGUCACCUCCUCCUGCUCCUCCUCCCGUCCUGUGAACAUUAACACGGCCCUGACCUCCUGUGGGUCCAUCAGUGCUGUGGCGGAGGCAUUCUUUAUUUUUUUAUUGUUUUGAGCGAGCCACACCUCCAGACUGGGGGGGCGGAGCUGUGAAGGAGCAGCGCCUCCUCCUCGGAGACCUCGAUGCCUCGUCUGCAGAGCUCCACAUCGACUGUCUGCCUUCUGUUUCAAACCAAAUGCAAAAAUGGCAUCAAGAAAUGAUCGUUAACCCCCCCCCACCCCCCCACCCCUCCACCCCUGUCUGAAGGAGCCUGGUGUGGGGCGGGGGCGGGGCAGGGCCGCCGCCAGGGUUCCCCUCCCGCCUGACUCCAGAGGACCAGAGCGAGCUGUGGUGGUUUUGUAUGAACUGAUCUCUCAGGGGACGAGGGGCCUUCCUUCUUUCCAUCCUUCCUUCUUUCCAUCCUUCCUUCUUUCCUUCCUUCCUUUUCUAAGCUCCUCACUCACCCCCUCCACCCCCUCCACCCUCUCAUCCCCCCUGUCUGUGGGGCUGCAGUUUAUUUCCUCCAAAAGUUUCUGCUUCUGGUUUUCAGCUCAGCUACUGACUAUUUUCUAAACGGAACAGAGGUUAAUCCUUAUUUUAUUUAAUUGCUUUCACUUUGAAGUUUUUGUCUUUGUUUUUUUUAAAUUUGGGACUCGUCCUGGUUUUGACCGCUGUCCGGCCGCGGCUCCCCGACUCUCUCAGACCGGCCGUGGCGUUUCCUUUCUUUGGCUGUGUCUCUGAUGGGCUGCACUGCAUUCAGGCCUACUCGGAUUCACUGUGGUUACUAAAGCGGACAGAUUGAGUUUACUGGUCAGGUCGGUCUGAGAGACGAAGGCAGGGAGCAG